UACCACGAGAGACAUAGUUGCUCCAUUUUUUUCGCCGCUCGUUCCUUCUGGUCGAAGCAGAGCUCUCUUUUACAGGGCCGAACAGCCAUAAGCGACCUUCUAAGGUCGAGGAUUCCUAAACUUCUUCCCUAAGAAUCUGGCAAUUUACAUGAACAAAUGGCCUCUGAAUCGAAUCCGAAUAAGACUCCGACUCCCAAAGUCGAUCCAUGCAAAACCCUAGGUCGCAAGCUCCUCAUCAACCAUUCCGAGUUUGUAAGACUCAUCAUCUCCUCUCUUCACUCCCUCGGCUGCCGCAGGGCCGCCUCAUCGCUAGAGCGCGAGUCUGGGAUUCCUCUUGACUGUCCGGAGUACACCGCUAUUUCUUUCCACGUCCUUUCUGGAAGAUGGAACGACUGCAUUUUUGAUAUCAACUCUAUCAGCGAUCUUGAUGGCAGGAUCCGAUCCGACGCAGCUUUUCUUGUUUGGCGCGAGCACUUCCUGGAGCUCCUCGGCUCCGGCGACGGUUUGUUGCCGGCUAUUGAUGUUCUACGGAAGCGUAUCUCUCCGUUGGAGUUGGGGAGAAGGAGGGUCCAUGGGCUGGUGCGUGCAAUGGUUUCGCUGGAAGGCGUGGUGACUGCGGAGAACAUGGUUCGGAGGAGAAUUGGGUUGCUACUGGAUCUGGCGGAGGUGCUGCCUCCUUGGGUUCGGAUUCCCUGUGGGAGGCUAGAGCAUUUGGUGGAAACGGCAUUGACAAAGCAGAUAGAGUCUUGCAUGUAUCAUAAUUCGCCAGAUGAGGCCUGCUUGUACGAGGAUCAUGAAUGCAGCCGGGACAAUAUUCCUUGUAAGUGCAGCCAG
Molecule: messenger RNA, 834 nt
Organism: Phalaenopsis equestris
Lineage: Eukaryota; Viridiplantae; Streptophyta; Magnoliopsida; Asparagales; Orchidaceae
Product: WD repeat-containing protein 26-like
Molecular function (GO): protein binding
Source: RefSeq, a predicted model, not a curated record